GUUACACUUCCGAACUUCCAGCUUUAAAUACACAUCUGUCCCUCAGUGUGUAGGGUGAACCAAAUUUAAGUUCAUUUGGAAUAUAUUCGCCUGACUUUAAAGCGAAAUGGAAAACGAAGAGAAUCAACUGCAGCCUGUACUGAAUCCCAUUCCGUCCGGCGAUCUGUGGGCUGACUUGGCGGAGAUGACCAGGAACUCGGAACAGCUGAUGGAGAGUGUCACCUGCAGACUGAAUGCCCUGAACUCAGCCCUGGAUCGUCUGGAGGAUCGUACUGAUCGGGUUCUCGUGGAGCUGCGGCAGUUGGUCGGCACAGAGAACCAGGUGCGAAGAGCUCGCGAUGGUUGCGGAGAUCCUGGUGCCGAUGAAUAGGCAGACAAUUAUUAUUAUAUGGAAAUAAAUGCCAAUUCAAGGUUCUGGCUAAUA
Drosophila kikkawai is the source of this 424-nucleotide messenger RNA. RefSeq lists its product as uncharacterized. The record is from RefSeq and is a predicted model, not a curated record. Lineage: Eukaryota; Metazoa; Arthropoda; Insecta; Diptera; Drosophilidae.